Messenger RNA from Durusdinium trenchii, 1173 nucleotides. The record is from the annotation of a GenBank genome assembly. Lineage: Eukaryota; Dinophyceae; Suessiales; Symbiodiniaceae.
AUGCCAAAGGGUGGUGCCAGAAGGGAGAAAGUCCCAGAGGUGGACCUGAACCACUUAGCUGACAGUUUGGUUUGCCAUGUGAAGGCUGUUGGCCUGCAAGGUGCUUUCGCUUUGGGCAAAUACCUCAACCUGGAAAGGCAACAGGCUGUCGUGGGCCAGGAUUUGGUGGACCUGCUGCCUUUGAUAAAGAGCCUGUACAAGGUUGAGCCCUCCCUCCAGUUCAAGUACAGUGACCUGUCAGAGGUGCUCAAGCAGAUCCUGAAGGAUUUUCCAGGCAUCAAGGACUCUUUCCCACUGUCAAUGCAGGGAACACUAUGGAAGACACUUGCUGAUGCUUUGCUGGUGGUGUGCAACCAUUGCAGGAGAAUUGGCAGGGAUAAAGCCAAAUACCUGGAGGCUGGGAAGAAGCUCAGCCAUUUCCAGCUCGAAAAGCUGGAAGAGAUUUGGGCCUUCUUCAAUGAACCUGCAGGGGAAGGUUCCUCUCCCAGGAAGGUUGGCAAGAAGGAGUUUGAAGUCCCUGCAACCCAAGAUUCUUUGCUGGAGGAAGCAGAGAAUGUGAUGCCUGUGCUUACCAGGAAGAGGGCCCUCAGGCAGACUAUGGCCAGACCUGCUGCUUCUGAAAAGAAGUUGGGUAAGAAGCCUGAGGCCAGACCUGCUGCUUCAAAGAAGUUGGGUAAGAAGCCUGCCUGUCAAGAGGAAAGGUUGCCAGAUGACUGGGUGAUGGGAGACCAGGCCUUGAAUUUCAUGACCUACAAGACUGGUGCUGUGGCCUUGAGGGUGCCAGGGGGGAGGCAGGUUAUGCAGCUUCUUUCCCACAAAGGCAAGGAGCACAACAACAAGUUGGCCAAGGAAGCUCUGAAGAUGUUUAAAGCAGGGAAAACCCUAGGUGAGUUCCUCAACUUGGUGGAGUGGCUGGUUGAAAAGAUGGAUGAGUCGCUUCGGUCUGGCACUGCCACAGAAGCAGGAGGAGAGGGUGGCAAGGGAGGAGGCAAAGAAGAAGGCCAGGGUGGCAAGGGAGGAGGCAAAGAAGAAGAAGGCCAGGGUGGCAAGGGAGGAGGCAAAGAAGAUGAAGAGGAGGGUGGCAAGGGAGCAAGGGAGGAGGUGGGAAGGAAAGUGGUAAGGGAGAAGGGAAGGAGGCUGGCAAGGGAGAACUGGAGGGGCAGCCUGGCUUGA